AUGGCGCGCACGCGAAGCGCCUCGAGCGCGUCGGCGAGCGAGGUCACGAUGACGUACCGCCCCGCGGCCGCGCGCGAGGCGAGCGAUCAGUCCUCCGCGCGCGUCACCGCCGCGUCCGCCUCGACGCGGUCGCGGCGGGAUCGUAGCAGCGCGACGACGACGACGACGACGACGGACGGCGCCGACGAUCGCGGCGGGAUCGUCGCGGGGGGCCCGCGCGUCGCGCGCGAACGAGACGCGCGGAUCAUCGGGACGCCGCCCGUCCUCGGCGCGCUCGUCCUCUUCAUCGUCGUCCUCGUCGUCGUCGCGCUGCUGUGCGUCGCGUCUCCGAGCGCGCGCGCGAUGGAGGUGCGUUCUAUCUCAAACUGGUCCCCAUACGACCGCGUCGGCGUGGUGAACGCCGAUCCUUAA
Molecule: messenger RNA, 411 nt
Organism: Micromonas pusilla CCMP1545
Lineage: Eukaryota; Viridiplantae; Chlorophyta; Mamiellophyceae; Mamiellales; Mamiellaceae
Exons: 1
Coding region: 1-411 (136 amino acids)
Source: RefSeq, a predicted model, not a curated record